Messenger RNA from Cebus imitator (Panamanian white-faced capuchin), 1539 nucleotides. RefSeq names its product cyclin D1 (gene CCND1). The transcript is spliced from 5 exons. NCBI's taxonomy places the organism in Eukaryota, Metazoa, Chordata, Mammalia, Primates, Cebidae. Bases 223 to 1110 code for a protein of 295 amino acids. Gene Ontology annotation, molecular function: cyclin-dependent protein serine/threonine kinase regulator activity. Gene Ontology annotation, cellular component: cytoplasm; nucleus; cyclin-dependent protein kinase holoenzyme complex. Gene Ontology annotation, biological process: positive regulation of G1/S transition of mitotic cell cycle; regulation of cyclin-dependent protein serine/threonine kinase activity; mitotic cell cycle phase transition. The record is from RefSeq and is a predicted model, not a curated record.
ACAACAGUAACGUCACACGGACUACAGGGGAGUUUUGUUGAAGUUGCAAAGUCCUGGAGCCUCCAGAGGGCUGUCGGCGCAGUAGCCGCGAGCAGCAGAGUCCGCGCGCUCCGGCGAGGGGCAGAAGAGCGCGAGGGAGCGCGGGGCAGCAGGAGCGAGAGCCGAGCGCGGACGCAGCCGGAACCCACAGCCCUCCCCAGCUGCCCAGGCAGAGCCCCAGCCAUGGAACACCAGCUCCUGUGCUGCGAAGUGGAGGCCAUCCGCCGCGCCUACCCCGAUGCCAACCUCCUCAACGACCGGGUGCUGCGGGCCAUGCUGAAGGCGGAGGAGACCUGCGCACCCUCCGUGUCCUACUUCAAAUGUGUGCAGAAGGAGGUCCUGCCGUCCAUGCGGAAGAUCGUGGCCACCUGGAUGCUGGAGGUCUGCGAGGAGCAGAAGUGCGAGGAGGAGGUCUUCCCGCUGGCCAUGAACUACCUGGACCGCUUCCUGUCGCUGGAGCCAGUGAAAAAGAGCCGCCUGCAGCUGCUGGGGGCCACCUGCAUGUUCGUGGCCUCUAAGAUGAAGGAGACCAUCCCCCUGACGGCCGAGAAGCUGUGCAUCUACACCGACAACUCCAUCCAGCCCGAGGAGCUGCUGCAAAUGGAGCUGCUCCUAGUGAACAAGCUCAAGUGGAACCUGGCCGCCAUGACCCCGCACGAUUUCAUCGAACACUUCCUCUCCAAAAUGCCGGAGGCGGAGGAGAACAAACAGAUCAUCCGCAAACACGCGCAGACCUUCGUUGCCCUCUGCGCCACAGAUGUGAAGUUCAUUUCCAAUCCGCCCUCCAUGGUGGCGGCGGGGAGCGUGGUGGCCGCAGUGCAAGGCCUGAACCUGGGGAGCCCCAACCACUUCCUGUCCUACUAUCGCCUCACCUGCUUCCUCUCCAGAGUGAUCAAGUGUGACCCGGACUGCCUCCGGGCCUGCCAGGAGCAGAUCGAAGGCCUGCUGGAGUCGAGCCUGCGCCAGGCCCAGCAGAACCAGGACCCCAAGGCCUCUGAGGAGGAGGAAGAGGAGGAGGAGGAGGUGGACCUGGCCUGCACACCCACCGACGUGCGGGAUGUGGACAUCUGAGGGCGCCAGGAAGGCGGGCGCCACCGCCACCCGCAGCGAGGGUGGAGCCGGCCCCAGGUGCUCCCCUGACAGCCCCUCCUCUCUGGGGCAUUUUGAUACCAGAAGGGAAAGCUUCAUUCUCCUUGUUGUUGGUUUUUUUUUUUCCUUUGCUCUUUCUCCCUUCCAUCUCUGACUUAAGCAAAAGAAAAAGAUUACCCAAAAACUGUCUUUAAAAGAGAGAGAGAAAAAAUAGUAUUCGCGUAACCCUGAGCGGCGGGGGACAGGAGAGUUGUGCUACAAAAAUAGAGGAUUUUAUACCCCAGUAAUCAACUAGUUUUUAUAUUAACGUACUUGUGUGUCUGUUGUAAGCGUAGGUAUUAACACAAAGGAGAGGUCUCGGGAGAGGAUUAGGUUCGAUUCUUUGCGUGUUAAAAAAAAGCAUAAAAACAU